AAAGCACUUUGGGCAACGAAUUAUGCCGCGUUCAAACGCUAGUUGGAAACUGAAAUGUCCAAUUUGCUAACGUUAAACACGGCACGUUUAUAACUACAACCAGUUAAGAGAGGCAGAAAAGUCCUAGUUCUGACUAGUACUUGAACGCGGCAGUAAUUGGUUGUAGCAGACCGGACUUUGUUGAAGUUGGAGGUAUUCCGUUACUGUACCUCCAACAUUUACUGUACCUCUCAAGGAAACUGCAAAAACGUAGUUCACAAGAUGUAUACGUUUAUGUUAAUUGUUUUAUAUUUCGCGACAGAAUGUAUUGUUCAGAGCCAAAGCGAGAUCUACUCGUUGAAUUACAUCUACACUGCCCUCUCAAAGCCAGUUGAAUUGCCUGGUAUCCAUGAGUUCACUGCCAUGGGCCUGAUGAAUGACAAACAGAUUGAUUACUAUGACAGUGUGGAUAAAAAGAAGAUUCCCAAACAGGACUGGAUGAGGGAGAAGCUGCCAGCAGACUACUGGGAAAAAGGCACUCAGUCACGCAAGAGCAAGGAGCAGUGGUUCAAAGUCAACAUCAACAUCCUGAUGGACCGCAUGRGGCACAACAACACUGAUGUUCAUGUCCUUCAGUGGAAACAUGGAUGUGAGAUUGACAAACAGCCAGACGGCACAUUGAAAUUCAUAAAGGGCACUGACCAAUACAGCUACGAUGGUGAUGACUUCUUGGCCUUUGAUUUUGCCACUAUGCAGUGGGUGGCCUCAGUUGUUCAAGCUGUGCCGACUAAGAGGAAGUGGGACGGGGUGCAGAUCCUCAACCAGUACACCAAGGGCUACCUGGAGAAGGAGUGUGUGUACUGGCUGUCCAAAUUCAUGGAAUAUGGGGACAAAGAAUUCAGUAGCACUGACCCCCCUCCAAAUAUCUCUGUUUUUGCUAAAAAAGCCACACCUGCAGGAAAUGUCCGCCUGACCUGCAUGGCRACAGGUUUCUAUCCCAAAGAUGUGAUAAUUCAUAUUAAGAAGAAUGGGGUCCAACUGACCGAAGACGAUGGAGUGCAGUCUGACGGAGUCUUACCCAAUAAUGAUGACACCUACCAGAUCAGGAUUAGUGUGCAGAUCCCAGAGGCAGACAAGGAAAUGUAUGAAUGCUCUGUCAGCCAUACAACAUUGAACGAGUCAAUUGUGAAAAAAUGGGAUGGAACAUGCCGUGAUUGUAGCCAAUCCACAGUUGCURUCAUUGCAAUCAUCAUCAUUGUUGGUGCUGCUGCCAUUGGCAUAAUUAUCGUGCUGUUUCUUUGGAGGAAAGGCAAAAUAUGUGCUGGUAAAUCAGGAGCUCUACCACCUMCUGGGAUCCAGRCCCCUCUAAAUGGCAAUGGGAAUGGAGCGACCAAUUCGAACUUGACCACCACACCAAUGACAAUGGAUGGCGCUAGCGGCAUUUCCUCUGACUCAGGCAAAUAUGAGGAUGGAAGUAGCAACUCAUCAGACUCUGGUCAAGGCAGCCAGAAGGAAAAGUCUUCAGACGGAGCCAGUGAGGAGGAAGUUAAGAUGCCAAUGCUGCCUAAUGGAAUACAUCUACACUGCCCUCUCAAAGCCAGUUGAAUUGCCUGGUAUCCAUGAAUUCACUGCCAUGGGUCUGUUGAAUGACAAACAGAUUGAUUACUAUGACAGUGUGGCAAAGAAGAAGAUUCCCAAACAGGACUGGAUGAGGGAGAAGCUGCCAGCAGACUACUGGGAAAAAGGCACUCAGUCACGCAAGAGCAAGGAGCAGUGGUUCAAAGUCAACGUCAACAUCCUGAUGGACCGCAUGAGGCACAACAACACUGAUGUCCAUAUUCUUCAGUGGAAACAUGGAUGUGAGAUUGACAAACAGCCAGACGACACAUUGAAAUUCAUAAAGGGCACUGACCAAUACAGCUAUGAUGGUGAUGACUUCCUGGCCUUUGAUMAUGCCACUAUGCAGUGGGUGGCACCAGUCGAUCAAGCUCUGCCGACUAAGAGGAAGUGGGACGGGGUGCAGAUCCUCAACCAGUACACCAAGGGCUACCUGGAGAAGGAGUGUGUGGACUGGCUGUCCAAAUUCAUGGKAUAUGGYGYKAAAGAAUUCAGMAGAGKUGACUCCCCUCCGAAGGUCUAUGCAUUUGCUAAAAAAGCCAAAACUGCAGGACAUGUCCGACUGACCUGCAUGGCCACAGGUUUCUAUCCCAAAGAUGUACUAAUGUAUAUUAAGAAGAAUGGCGUCCAAUUGACCAAACAAGAUGGAGUGCAGUCUGACGGAGUCUUACCCAAUGAUGACGAGACCUACCAGAUCAGGAUGAGUGUGCAGAUUCCAGAGGCAGACAAGGAAACUUAUGAAUGCUUUGUCAAKCAUACAACGUUGAAGGAGCCAAUUUGGGUCAAAUGGGAUGGAAAAUGCUGUGAUUGUAGCCAAGUCACAGUUGUUGUCAUUGUUGCUGUUGUUCUGGUGGUCCUCAUAGUAGCCUUGGUUACCUCACUGUUGGUUCUUUGGAAGAAAGGCAAAAUAUGUGCUGGUAAUACAGGAGCUCUARCACCUACUGAGAUCCAGGCCUCUCUAAAUGGUACUGUUGAUACAAUGUCAUUUUCCUUUCUUUAACAAUUACAUGUAAGUUGAAGUC
Salvelinus sp. IW2-2015 is the source of this 2618-nucleotide messenger RNA. Lineage: Eukaryota; Metazoa; Chordata; Actinopteri; Salmoniformes; Salmonidae. The record is from RefSeq and is a predicted model, not a curated record.